UUAAAGAAAACAUUUUUUUCCCAAAAAAUAUUCCAUUAAGCAUGUUCUUGACAGGAUGCCAUUCACCUCAGCAACAUAAAUACAUUUACAGAGAAAUUCAGUGGAAAGAACUCAGAAAGGUGAUUAACUUAUCCUGGUAAAGGAUGAAUUCAGAACACAGGGGACUUGUUUUAUUGCUUUCCAAGCUGUGCAUAACUCAGACUCUCCUCAGCCUCCCCCAGUGACCCCCAGCAAUGAGACACUCUCCCAGUCAAGAUGGGUCCGUGUUAUGGCUACAGUCAGUCACACAUGAGCCCUAAUGGCAGGCAACACAACCACUGGUGUACAAUAAGAGCAAGAAUAGUUUUAUGUUUAUAUGACAGGACCAUCCAGUUACAACAGUCUCAUAAAUGAAACCAACAGCGAUGGACUGAUCUGUACUCAAAGCACGUUGGUGCUGCACAAAUGUUACUUUUGGUGCUCAGAAUGACAACUAGAUAUACCUGCACAAGUUCAAAACUGAAACAACAACGUGGGGAAAUCUUCCUGUGCAACAUCAGCAAACAGCACAUCCCUGUAUUGCUCUUUUAUUGUUCCGUGGGUGGAGAAGAUAAAAAAAAAAAAACAUUUCCUGGCAGCAAGUUGCAACACUCUUUGGUGAGUCCAGUUGUCACUCGCUGUUGAGGAGAAGUGUAUAUUUCAAUCUUAAGUUUCAAUUAUCACAUCUUGAGAAUGGAGGGUAUUGCCUGCCAGCUUUCAUGACAGAAAAAAAUCAAACACGAGCCAAUGGGAAUACUGCACAAUGGGGAGGCUGAGAUAGAGAUUGUUUUUUUCUUGUUGGAGCUCAAGUUUCUAUAUACAUACAAAGUGCCUAAUUCAGUCCUAAAUAAGCUUUCCACCAGUCCCUUGCCAAUAUAGAGAUGUGGCAGAAGACACUGUAGGAAGCCUGUUUUUUUUUUUUUUUUUUUUUUUACAGCAAUCUCCCUGCACGACAGGAAGUGCUUCACCCAUUUUGGUUUCACUGUUGGAGAGAAAUUAUUGCAACAAUCCUGUUGCCAAGGGACAGCUUGGCAAACAGGAUUAAGAUUCUGAACUGUCUUAUUUUGACUGCUAGAAUCCAUGUAGUCGUGAAUUGUUGAUGUUUCCACUGACCUUUCCUCAGACUGGACAGCUUGAUGGUGGUAAUAAGCUAAACAAAACAGACCCAAACUGAGGCCGAGAUGGAAUUACGAGUGGGAUUUCGGAUCACCCUGGUCUUGGUCAUCCUGGCCCUGACUCUUUCCGGCGAGAGAGUGGAAGCACAGAGGGCAGGAUGUAAAAAUGUCCACUAUGACUUGGCGUUUAUCCUGGACACGUCAUCCAGUGUUGGAAAAGAGAAUUUUGAGAAGAUCAGGCAAUGGGUGGCCAACCUUGUAGAGUCUUUUGAUGUGGCACCGGACAAGACAAGAGUAGCUGUGGUUCGCUACAGUGACAGACCCACCACUGAGUUCAACCUGGGCAGACACAGGACCCUGGAGGAUGUGAAGCGAGCCGCCCGUAACAUUCGCUACCUGGGGGGGAAUACAAUGACUGGGGACGCUAUCAGCUACACCACCAACAACAUCUUCACAGAGCAGAAUGGAGUGAGGCCCGCCGCCAGAGGCAUUCAGAGGGUGGCCAUUCUUCUCACAGAUGGUCGAAGCCAGGAUUAUGUUCUGGAGCCUUCUAAGGCAGCUGCCAAAGCUGGCAUCAGGAUGUUUGCUGUGGGCAUCGGUGAGGCGCUGAAGGUGGAGCUGGAGGAGAUCGCCGCCGAGCCAAAGAAUGCCCACGUCUUCCAUGUGACGGACUUUAAUGCCAUUGACAAGAUCAGGGGCAGGCUGAGGAGAAGGCUGUGCGAAAAUGUCCUGUGUCCAGACAUGAUGGUCCAGCCUGAUCGUUUUAAGCCCAACAGCACCAGUUAUGGUCUUGAAAAAGUUCCAGGGUUCGACCUAAUGAAGUACUUCAAUGUGAGAGAUGUUCUGGGAACCAGAGACGAUGAUGGCCAGAGUUCUUAUGUUCGCCUUGGAACCAUGCCCAUUGUACAGCAAACAGAAGACGUGUUUCCUCAAGGGUUGCCAGAUGAAUACGCCUUUGUGACAACAUUCAAAUUCAGGAAAACCUCAAAACGUGAAGAUUGGUACCUCUGGCAGGUUUAUGACAAAUAUGGAAUCCCACAGGUGUCCAUUCGCCUGGAUGGUGAGAACAAGGCGGUGGAGUACAACGCUGUUGGGCUGACAAAGGAUGCCGUCAGAGCAGUGUUCAAAAACCCUGACGUUGACAACCUGUUUGACCGCAGCUGGCACAAGAUUGCCCUCAGUGUGGAGGCCAAGUCUGUGUCUCUUUACCUGGACUGCAAACACAUCCAGACCCUGCCCAUUGAAGACAGGGAGGACAUUGAUAUCCAGGGGAAAACAGUUAUUGGCAAGAGGCUGUAUGACAGCGUGCCGAUUGAUUUUGACCUCCAGAGGAUGAUGAUUUACUGUGAUUCCAAGCAUGCAGAGCUGGAAACGUGCUGUGAUCUUCCCAAUGGACCUUGCCCAAAGAAAGUCGUUACAGAGGCCCCCCCUGUGAAGAUUCCCCCUCCAACACCCACUGCUGGGGAGCAACAAAGAGGGCCACAAGUGAAUUGCUCCUGUCCUGCAGGAGAGAAGGGAGAGAUCGGCGCACCUGGUGUUGCAGGUCCUAAGGGUGAUAAGGGUGACACUGGCACUAAGGGCGCUGUCGGACCACCUGGGCUCAGAGGACUAAAAGGAGAAACUGGCAGAGUAAUCUCUGUCAAAGGUGACAGAGGUGAGAAGGGUGAUACAGGCAGCAUAGGGUUGACAGGUGCUCCUGGACAAAAAGGAGAGAAGGGACUUGGUGGUGUGCCAGGUAUCGAUGGCUUACCUGGAGACAAAGGAGAUAAAGGUGCAGCAGGAACAGCUGGUGCUCAGGGGCAGCCAGGCCCAGCUGGACUGAAGGGAAUUCAAGGGGACGCAGGAACACCUGGCUUGCCAGGACCGAAAGGAGUUACAGGUGAAUCAGGUGCAAAGGGUGAAAAAGGAGCUCCAGGAGACAAGGGCGAGUCAGGUUCAGCUGGAUUUCCUGGCAAACCUGGUGUUCCUGGAAACGAUGGCCUGAGAGGACUGGUUGGUGCUCCUGGGCCCGGCGGAGUAAAAGGCACCAAGGGGGAGAGAGGCCUUCCCGGAUUACCUGGGGAUAUGGUUCAACUAGAAGGCCUGCGGGGCGAAAAGGGAGAAGCUGGACCUCCUGGGCCUCCAGGGCCUGAAGGCCCCCAAGGGCCUCCUGGUCCUCAGGGUCAUCAGGGUCUACCAGGGGAGCCUGGAGAGUUUGGCCAGAGGGGAAAGAAAGGUGAAAGUGGAUUGCCUGGAGUUGAUGGCCUCCCUGGACCCCCUGGUCCUCAGGGUCCACCUGGGCCAGCAGGAAGCCAAGGACACACUGGACCUCCUGGUCUGCCUGGUGAAAUUGGAUUUUCAGGCAAACCUGGAGAGCCUGGAAAGCCUGGUCUUCCUGGAAAAGAUGGUCUGGACGGUCUUCCUGGAAAUGACGGUGCAAUGGGACCCAGGGGAGAACGCGGAGCAGAUGGUUUUUCUGGCAAGCCUGGACCUAAGGGUGACGAAGGGCCUCCAGGACCGAGAGGACCUCCGGGGGAGAGAGGAGAAAGUGGUUCCCCUGGACAGCCGGGUGCUGAUGGAGCAAGAGGAGACAGAGGUGUCCCGGGCGAAAGAGGACAGGAUGGACCAGUUGGGCUGAAAGGUGAUAAAGGCGACAAGGGUGAAGUGGGAGCUCGGGGACCACCUGGAACUCCAGGAAAUGUAGCAAAUGUCAUUCCUGAGCCUGGUGAACCUGGAAGACCUGGAGAGAAAGGAGAGAAAGGGGAUCAAGGGAAGCCAGGAGAGAUGGGUCAAAGAGGGUUACCUGGUGAGCAAGGCUUUAAGGGACCAGCUGGACCGAUGGGUCCAAAAGGUGACACUGGACCUACAGGAGAAACAGGACGUGUUGGAGACCCUGGUCCACCUGGCAUUGCUGGCCCUCCAGGUGCCCGUGGAUUACCAGGGAAUGUGGGCAUACCAGGGAUCAUUGGACCUCCCGGUCCAGCCGGGCAGAGAGGAGACAAGGGUGAACCAGGUAAACCAGGACAAUCAGGUCCCGCAGGCCCCCCCGGAGAGCCCGGUGUAAUUGGACCCCCCGGACCACCAGGAAAAGGGAAAGAUGGUCAAAGUGGAGAUCCAGGACCACAGGGAAUUCAAGGACCCCCAGGACUAAAGGGUCAACCGGGGACACGAGGAGAACCAGGGUUACCAGGCGACAGGGGUCAAGCAGGAGAGGGCAAAGUGGGACCAAUGGGGCCUCCGGGAAAGAAUGGCGAACCUGGACCUGCGGGCUUGAGGGGUCCACCGGGAGUUGCUGGUCCUCAGGGCCCAGCAGGACAUAAUGGUUUACCAGGAAGGCCCGGAGAGAAGGGAUCACAAGGAGAGCCUGGGAAGGCUGCAGACCUCUCCGACCUGGAUCUGAAGGAUGUUUGCUCAGACUGCCCAGCAGGUCCACCUGGACCACCCGGUCUCCCGGGAGUCCCAGGGGACAAAGGACACCAGGGACCUCCAGGGAAAAAUGGUGAAAAUGGAUACCAGGGCCCGCCGGGAGCAGCUGGACCUCAAGGACCCCCUGGAGCUGACGGUGGAAAGGGUAUUAAAGGUGAUCGAGGACCUGCUGGAAGCCCUGGAGACAAAGGAGACAAGGGUCACCCUGGACCCCCUGGCCAUCCAGGUACUCCUGGCUCGAUGGGUGCACCUGGUAACGAUGGGCAGCCUGGUUCCGUCGGCCCCCCAGGGCCCCCUGGAGAAAAGGGCAAAGAGGGUCUCAAAGGAAUCCAGGGACCACCAGGUCUUCCUGGCAUGAUCGGUCAGCCUGGAAAAAUGGGAAAAGAUGGCAGACCAGGGGAAACAGGAGAACCUGGCAAGCAAGGUGAACCUGGACAGCCAGGAAAUCCCGGGCUUAGGGGACUCCCAGGCUUUAAGGGCCACAGAGGAGAACCUGGACCGCCAGGACCUAAGGGAGAGGAUGGAAAGUCUGGAUCACCUGGGCGUGAUGGCAAACCUGGGAAGGAGGGCUCCUUGGGACCUCCAGGCCGAGAAGGGCUUAGCGGACCAAGAGGAGAGCCGGGCAAGCAAGGUGAACCGGGGCCAUCAGGAAAAGCAGGUGUCCCCGGAAGUCCGGGUCUCAGGGGGGACAAGGGAGAGGCUGGCAACCCAGGAUUACCAGGCUUUAGUGGGCCCAAAGGCCCCGCGGGUCCACCUGGUCCAGUCGGCCCAGAGGGGAAACAAGGAAUGUCUGGCAGAGCUGGUGAUCGUGGCCUGAAAGGAGAUAAGGGAGACCCAGGAAUCAAGGGAGAUAAAGGACAUUCAGGAGAUCCAGGUAUGCCUGGAAACCCAGGACCCCCAGGAAGAAAGGGCCACACGGGGAUGAUGGGCAUGUCAGGACCACCAGGAGAAAUUGGAGCUCCUGGACCACAAGGACCUUCAGGAAACCCCGGUGUCCCCGGCCAAAGGGGAGAGUCAGUAUCACUGGAGCAGAUGCGACGGCUCAUCCAGGAGGAGCUGGCAAAACAAUUAGAUGCCAAAAUGGCUUACCUCAUGGCUCAGUUGCAGCCAGCCCACGUGAAGAGUACAGCGGGCCGCCCAGGACCACCAGGCCCUCCGGGUAAGGACGGCAGUUCCGGACGACCUGGACCCCCUGGAGAGCCUGGUAUGCCUGGGCAGAAUGGAGGAGAAGGACCCAGGGGACCCAUGGGCCCUAAAGGUGAGAAAGGAGCCAGGGGAGAGAAGGGAGAAACUGGUGUUGGUGAUAGAGGAGAGCCUGGACCUGUUGGCCCAAUAGGUCCAGCUGGUCUGCCUGGUUACGGUAAAGACGGAAGCCCAGGACAAGCCGGAGCCCAGGGAGAGCCAGGAAACCCCGGUCCCCACGGUCAGCCUGGUCCUCCAGGCCCCCCUGGCCAAUGUGACCCCAGCCAGUGUGCCUACUACGCCAGCCUGGCACAGAGACCCCACACCAAAAAUGUUAAGGGGACUUAAAAAAGAAGAACAGACACAUGGAGCUUGAAGUCCAGCUGUAUUUAUGAACUUGGUCGUGUCAGUCUGAAUCAAGAACUUUUCUUUUUCAAGAUCACCUCAGUACGGAGGAGCUGAAGCAAAAUGUGCUGCCGGUCAGAUUUUUGUUUUGUUUUGUUUUCGGUAUGAAGCUUGGGUUGGAUGGGGAUUGAGCAUCGAGGGACUAUUUCAGAUUAAACACGGGGUAAAGAGGGCAGCUAAACAUUUUUUUUUUCCUCACUUGCAUGCUUCCUGGAAAAUUAUGUAGGGAGAUAAUAAGGAUGAUGCAGUUCUCUCCUUUGAAAACCCCACAUCGGGACUGAAGAUUCAGGAGUGUGAUAUUGUAUUGUUUCAUCUGAAAUUAUCUCAGAAGUUCAGUUAGGAGUUUUCUUGCAGGAACAUGUCGGCACCACAGGCUGUUCUUUUUAUCCUGCCUCACACCAUUUUGCAUCAAUAACCAUUCACAGCCCACACUGUCCUGCGUCAAUAGAUGUCAGUUACUGCUCACUACAUAGAUCUCUCGCUGGGAGAUCUUCUACCAGUCCACUGGUAAUAACUCAGCCAGGGGAAUUAUCUGUUUUAUUGUCACAGAGGCGAAAGAGGGAGGACAGUGUGAGGCACAAUCUCAAAUACCAAUAGUGAUUUUGUGUAGGCGGAGUGUUAAUGAGUUAGCGUGGAAUGUGAUGAAUGAGCACAUUUGUGCACUUCUUGCCACCAAGCUGGUAGCAUUGUUCUUAUGUAGCCUUGUUUUGGAUAGUAUUGGCCCCCCUUAAAUAUGCAGCGAUAACUGUUCAGGAUUUUUUUGGAUUUAUUCAGACGGAACAAAACAAGAUUUUAUUUUGGGAAUAAACUGGAGGCAGCAGCAAUUACUCAUAAAUUAGGGCUUUGGCAUUGUUGCUUCAAGCCUUGGGAGAGAUUUGAAGGAUUUCAUUCCAAAAUUCUGUUUUAUUUGCCUACAAAGCGCAACACAGCACCAAUGCUAUCAAUCAAUUUGUUUGAAUUUUCCUGUCGUGGACGUGCAAUUUGACAAUGAAAGGCAUUUAAAUUUGCUUGAAAUUCUGUCCAUAAUAGGAAAAAAAAAAAAACAAAACAUGACAUGUAUGCGUAAUAAUAAUGUGCCACGUAAUGAUUUGUGCCAAACUCACCCUCAGGAUGCUUAUUAGCAUAAAUAGAGAGACAGGAAGAAAUGUCACCGUUAGAUUUGUACUUUUAAGUUUAAUGAAGUGGCUCUGGUCAUUCUCGCUUUGAGGUAUGCAUAGACUUGAGCAGUAAACAGCUUUGAGGAGGUGGUAUAAUUGCUCCCUUUGUUCACCUUUCCUGAAAAGCUGCUUGUUUCACACUAUUUUCUUUAAAUGUGUCACUUCCUUUCUGUUCAGUGAGGCCCAUUAAGUGCCUAUACUGUGGCAGUCCCUGGGUCGCUCAGGCCUGCUCUGAAAAGACCUUGCCUUUCUUAUUUGUCCCCUGGAACCUAAAAUUGGAGAGUUGCUUCCUUGCAUCCUGAUGACCAGAGCAUUGUGAAAUCCACUUGAAAGAUGUUUUGCCUUACGUCCCUCAUGGACCAAUUACGCCUCUCCCUCGACCUCAGACGUGCUGGUAAUCUAGCACCUAUUAAAUAGCCUCCACAAAAGGUAUCACAUUUAUCUUCCUUUUUCCGAAACACGAAACAAUUAAUUCACACAGGUGCAAAAGGGAAAAGGGAGAGCAAUUAUCAAGAAGGGAAUCUAGAAAUCUUAUGUGAGCCUGCCAAGACAUACAUAUCAGAGGUUAUCACAAUAUGGGCCAGUCAUACUUAUCAUCUCAUAGCUCAGGUUACCAAAUGGAACGUCCUUUAUGAAGAAUGUUAAGUUGUGCCUCGGACACAGCUUAGUUUUGAAGACGUUAGUAAAGAAGACUGAACAUUUUAGAUAAAUAUUUGAGGACUGCUCUGGAGGCAGGAGUAAUUUAAUUUGUCGAGGUAAGACAAUAUUUGAAAGAUGAAUUAGCACAUUCUUCACCUUACAAAUGCAAAGUUUAAUUUAUAAAAAGUUAAUUGCACCCUUGAUUGUUUUUUUGGUACACUCAGGUUUUUUCUUCUACAGCCUCACUUGGUCUGUUGUGACCAGUAGCUUAUGGUAGCUUAUGUUGGCUAUUCUUAAUGUUCAAAAAGUUAGCUAGCUUGUUGUAGCCUAUACACCAAAGUUUGGUCUCAAAAUAAAGAACAUUUACACCAAAACGCCUUAUUUUCAUGAAUUCAUGGCCUUGGCUUAAAGGUAGAAAUACAACAGGAUGGAGCAACUACCUUGCUUAACUAGCUAAACGUGGCUAGUUUAAAAAUAGCUCACCAGCUACACUAACUAUCUGCUCUUCAAUGGACUUUACAUUAGCAACAAAACAGUAGAAGCCUCAGUAAUUAAAUGUAUUUUGCCUUCAGAGCAGAUCUGCUUCAAGAAAUGUUUAUAUCAUUAAAAAUAGACUGUCAGUUUUUAAAGAGAAAACAGCACAUUACAAAUAAAUAGUUGAAUAAAAUGUAUCCUUGCUAAAUUUGGUACACUCAGGGGUUUUGUCGCUACAGCCUAACCUGGUCUUGUGGGACCAUUAGCUUAUUGUGGCUUAUGUUAGCUGUGAGGUUGAAUUACCAUUUACCAUGUUUUGGUUCACAUUCUUCCAGACAUGGAGAAUGGCUUCUGUUAAUCAAACGCUACAUGGGCUUUUUUUAAGCUCGAUAACUGGGUGCUAUUUUUUCAAAAAAGGUCAGCUAACAGGCGACAUAAACCAAACAAAGUAUGGUCUCAAAAAUAUAAAACCUUUAAUGAAAGAGGCUGAUUUUUUCAUUUAUGUUUGGCCAUUACGUGAGGUUAGAAAAUACAUAUCUAUCCAUGACUUGCUGGUUUGAAAUUAGCCAGCCAGUUAACUUGCUAGCCUGAUAAUUAGCUAGCCUGCUAACUUUUAUUGGCACAAAACUGUAAAUAUCACAACACCUCUGAGUGAGAUUUUUUAUUUUGUUUGCCUUCAGAGCAGGCCUGCUUUGAGAAAUGUUAAUAUCUCUAAAACACGAUGUUCAGAGAAGAGUUUUGUCCUAUUUGUGCGAUUAUUUACCCGCUCUGUUAAUACUGUCAUACCAUUUAAUGUAUCUUGCUAUUAGCUGCUUCUUUGUCAGUGAUGAACCGUAUCAGUAUUGCCCUUCCAUGGUUUUGUAAAUGCUUGUUGCAGUUACCGUUAGACUAGGUGUUACAGGGUGGGAUGGUGAGUAGGUGCAUACAGCUUAAAAUGUUAUAAUAGAUGUGCAGUAAGCAGCAAAU
Molecule: messenger RNA, 9361 nt
Organism: Acanthopagrus latus (yellowfin seabream)
Lineage: Eukaryota; Metazoa; Chordata; Actinopteri; Spariformes; Sparidae
Gene: col22a1
Product: collagen, type XXII, alpha 1
Exons: 64
Coding region: 1200-6068 (1622 amino acids)
Source: RefSeq, a predicted model, not a curated record